This is a messenger RNA of Bemisia tabaci, 5072 nucleotides long. RefSeq names its product transferrin 2 (gene Tsf2). Gene Ontology annotation, biological process: iron ion transport. Gene Ontology annotation, cellular component: extracellular region; early endosome; plasma membrane. Lineage: Eukaryota; Metazoa; Arthropoda; Insecta; Hemiptera; Aleyrodidae. The record is from RefSeq and is a predicted model, not a curated record.
AGGCGGGGCAUCGUAAUGUCAGUUACUUUGUAUAAAAUUUUUAUUUAUUUUAAGUUUUAAGUAUUUAUUAAUCAACAAAAUGUAUUUUAAAAUAUCAGGAUUAAUCAGCUGUCUACUUCUGAUUUGGAGUUUUGUCUCUGUGAAUGCCCAGGCCAAUGACUUCAAGAAUAGCAGCAACAUCGUUUGGUGUACUUCAAGCCUUGAAGAACAAUACAAGUGCCUUAAUUUCUCCCUUGCUGUCAAUUUAACCAAAUCAGUUUUCGAGCCUUUCUAUUUAUCAUGUUAUCAGGCGUUCAAUAAAGAAGAAUGCAUGAGUUUACUAGAUCAAGAAAAGGCAGAUCUGACAAGUCUAGAUGCUGGUGAAGUCUUCGUCGGUGGUCGUUAUCACAGUUUAGUCCCAAUCAUGCAAGAAGUUUAUCCAGAAAACAUGCGGCACUUUUAUUCUGUGGCGGCUGUGAAGAAAGGAUCUCUCCCAGAUGUGUACAGCAUAAGAAAUUUGCGCGGUAAAAAAGCUUGUUUUGCAGGUGUGGGUACUUUAGCAGGUUGGGUCAUCCCUGUUCAUGUUUUAAUGCAGCAUGGUGGCAUGGAAAUAAUAGAUUGUAACAAUCAUGUGAAGUCUACAAUCAAUUUCUUCGGCCCGAGUUGCGCUGUGAACUCAUUGAUUGAUAAGUACAAUCCUAUCGGGGAUAACUCUAAUAAGUUGUGUGACAUCUGCAUUGGAAGAAUUCCUGGCGAGCGCUGCACUGCAGCCGACCCAUAUGCUGGUUUUGAAGGAGCUUUCAAGUGUCUAGUCGAAGCUGGUGAAGUCGCAUUUCUUAAGCAUACUACAAUUACUGAGAUGACCGCAACAAAUCUGAAUUUCCUUGGUGUCAAUCCCGACGAGUUUGAAUUACUAUGCUUAGAUGGCUCUCGUGCUCCAGUGAGUGAGUAUCGAAACUGCAACUGGGGCGCAUCUCCCUCGUUUGCUGUUGUCACAACGUCAGCUAAAACUUUUGAAAUUCGUCAGAAGUAUAUCAAAUUUUUACAGAAUGCAGCAAGAACCUUUGGUGGAGAAAAACCUACAGAGUUCUUUUAUACAACAUCAUCAACAACCACACAGACAUAUGAUUGGAAUCAAGACUUCAACAACCCGAAUUUCAACCAGCCUUCAGAAGCCACCAUUCCCAACACUUAUUCUCAAAACAACAGAUUCCAUCUUUUCUCUUCGGCGCCAUUUUAUGGCACCCGACACAACCUCAUGUUCCAGGAUUCAACAAUGAAACUAGCUCCCCUUCAGGAAGCAGAUCAGACAUACUCGGGCUUCCUUGGUCCAACUUUGGAAAUAAUCAUGGCUGUCCGUGACUGUCCUGUGAAAUCUAUGCGUCUCUGUGUCACUUCUGAUCCGGAAAUGGAGAAGUGCAUCAAAAUGAAGAUCGCAUUGAAAGCCCAAUUGCUGAAGCCAGAAAUGUCGUGCUAUAAAGGUCACAGUCAAAUCUACUGCAUGAAAGCCAUUCAAGAAGGGUUAGCAGAUGUUGCUGUUUUUGAUGCAGGAGAUGUCUACACAGCAGGAUUGCAUUACAGCUUGGUGCCAUUUAUCUCUGAAGUGUAUAAUCUGGGUAAACCGGAGUAUUACGUAGUUGCUGUUGCUAAAGAAGAAGAUCCAGACACAGAGUUGACUUACUUGAAAGGUAAAUUCAGUUGCCACCCUGGAAUCUAUACUGGUGCUGGAUGGAUAAUACCACUCGCGUACUUAAUCUCCAAUGGUUGGAUCAGACCUUACGGCUGUGAUUCAAUAAGAGCAGCUGCUGAAUACUUUACAAAAUCGUGUGUCCCUGGAGCGAUAUCACUCGAAUACAAUGAUGGUGUCCCGUAUGAUAAUAUGUGCGGACUUUGCCAUGGUGCCAGUUACAGAUACUGCAAACGAGAUCAUUCAGAAGAUUACUACGGCUACACUGGAGCACUUCGGUGUUUGGUAGAAGGAGGUGGUAACGUUGCGUUUGUGAAACAUACGACUGUUUUAGAAGUUACGGAUGGAAAACGAAAAGAAUGGUGGGCCCGGAAUACAUUGAAUGAAGAUUUUGAACUCCUAUGCCCAGAUGGUACAAGAUCAACAAUUCAAGAUUAUAUGCGGUGUAAUAUGGGCAAAGUCAAAGCAAACGCAAUUGUGACAAGAGGGGGCAACUCCUAUAAUUUGACCGAACUCAACGCAUACAUAAAUCUCUUUAUCUAUGCUCAGCAAUUCUAUGGUCGGAAGGAUCAAGAUGAAUUCAAUUUUGCCAUGUUCUACUCAACGCCUCCGUACAGUGACCUCAUAUUCCAGGACGCCGCCCAGCAGUUAGAAAUUAUUCCCCCAGAAUUACGAUGGUAUUCUGACUACUUGGGUCCUGACUUCAUGAGAGCUAGGAGGAUUGUCGACUGUCACGCAGGUGCCUCGCAGAGUGCUCCGUCUUUGUUGUUCAUUUCAUUUUGGGCGGUAGCUAUUUUUGUGUUCUUUCAACGAGGAGGAUGAUUCUACUUUCGUAAGUCGAAAAAUUCCUCCAUUUCUAUUUUUUUCCAAUGACAAUUGUAGAUAACAUGAUUUAAUCUCAGACUGGAUCUGAACAGAGUAAGGACUGAAAAAUUGUAAUUAGCAUCUUUAUUUGGCAUGAGCGGACUGAUGCCUCACCAUUCGAUAGGUCCUAAAAUUUUACUAAUUCAUUCAUAUUUGUUUAAGAAUACUUUGCCACAGUUGGCUGUGAGGUUUACUGCACAAAGUUUAUUUGAUAAGACUGUGGAUUUUUAAGUCAUUGUAAGUAUAAUUUUCCACAAGGUUCUUUUUUCAAGAACGUGUGUUCAUAUGUAAAUUAUGUCCUGAGAGAACAAAAGGAUUUCCAGUGAAAGUCGAUGCAUUGGAUUUUUACUUUCGCAUUAUUCAAAAGUGUUUGUUUUAACCCACGUUUAUACACAGCCUGUAGUAUCUAAACUGAAAAAAUCCAUUGCCAUACAUCAGUAUUUCCUUAGAAAGUUCAUAUAGGUCAUAUAUUUUAAUAAAAAUGAAUAGAAAUGUAUUUGAAAUUUCCUCCAAAUUGUGACUUUUUUUGACGAAGAAUGGAGAGGUCAUGAAAAAAAUGUACAUUAUGUUUGCUUUAUGUACAUGAAUUGCAGGAAAAGGUCAUAAAAUUCAACAACAUACUUCAGGAUUUUCAUUCCAAAGGCUUUAUAAACUAUCGAAAGUUUUUAUCGUUAAGUUUUAGUUGAGGUUACUUUGUAUCAUAUUUUUAAAAUUUUCAACCUUGGUCAAAACAUGGCUGUAUCACCAUCAAAACGAUAGAAUUGUUAAAUUGUACAAGAAUGUUGCAGAUUACAAGCACGCACCAAAAUACCUGUAGAAAAAGUAAUAUUUUCUAAUCAGUGUUUGUAAUAAUAUCUUUUCGGUAGCAUGAAGUCUGAUGGCUGAUCAAUAAAAUUAGUAAGAUAUAAAUUUUCAGGAUCCUCUAUCCUGGGUCAGUUUCAUACUAUAAGCAGACAUUUCAAGGAAUAUGCACUUAUGCACAAAUAUGGCCGCCUUUAUUCUGUUAGUUUUGUCUGUCCCCAAAUUCUUCUACUCUUCCAAGUCCAAUUUGGAUUUGUAGAAUAAUCCAUCAUGCAUUUCAGUACCUUUGACGACACUGAUUUUUGUGAAAAAAUAACAAAGAUUUUCAUGCAUGAAACGUUGGGAAGUUCAAACAACACUGACUCUUACUUGAAGAAUUAUACCAGUUUCAAUUGACUAUUAAAGUCUUUGAAAGGCGCACACAAAGUCCAUUGUGCUGUCUAAUUGACAGCAUGACUUGCUAUCAUCAGGACACAAAGCUGAAAUUGAGGUUAAUUUGGCGCUACCUGUGAGAAGGCUGCCUGCCAUGCUAGCUGCUCUACUGUCUAAUGUUCGGUACAAAUAUGCCUCUGAAGCAUUUCUGCAUUAAUAAUCCAAGUCCUUCUCAGCACUUAACACCCUUUUCUCUUUCCUCAAGGAAACCCUUAAAGCUCAGCCUCAAAUGAAAAAAAUCUGAAAGGAGGAAGAUUGCUGUCUAGCUUGAUUUUAAGUAAACAUUUUUAAUGUCAUAGCAUAGUUCUGAACCCACUUAAACGUACUUGUAAGGCUAAAUUAUUAAGCAAGAAAAUGAUUAGUUUAAGCAGGCCACAAGUGCAAUAUUGUCCCCUUUUGAAUUGGUUUCUGUAGAUUACUUUUUUUAGUUGCAGCCUGAUCGAAAAUGCUGGUGAAAUGUUGCUACGUAAAUCAUACACAAUGAACCACCAGACAAAGUCUGACGGCAAAAAAAAGUCCCAUUCUGUGGUCCAACAGAUAUUUUUGUCAGUAGAUAGAUAUUUUUGUAGCAGCUUUGUUCCAGAAAUUUGCCCUGAGUUCUUUUGUCCCUCCUUCUUGUAUGUAUGAAACAAGUUGACUAGGUUAUUCAUACCAUAAUUAUCUGAAUUUAUGUCUCAAACCUCACAGACAACUUGUAAUUUUCAUGCACUAUUGACACCGUAGCAACUUUCUCUGGUUACAGCUAAAAAGAAUACUCCUGCAGAUAUCUCUCGGUGUUGGGUGUCCCAGAACUUUUUAGUAUUUAGUUAAUGAUAGUAUUCACAGAUUUAGUCAUUUCUGGGUUGUACAUGUCACAGGUUUUGAAAAGGAAUAGUAAUCAGAAAAGGGCGCAAUUUCCUUGAGAAUUUUUACCAUUAUUUUACCUCGUACGAAAACAAUUAAGUAGCAAAAAAAAAACUAGAAAAGAUGGCAAAAUAAUUUGUUUUUGAAAAGUUCCUUGGAAGGAUCUCAACAUCAUUUUAUUUUCAAAGAAAAUCGAAACCUGCUUAGUGGUUCCUGAACCCUUGUAAUUUUUGCUACUCCUACAUUUUUUGUAACUCUUAAGGUAAAAUCUUUCAAAGGUAUGAAGCCCUUUGAUUUUCACAUCCUACCUUGUUUUGUCCCAAUAGAAGUUGCAUAAUUAUGGAGAGCCUGUAGCGCUUUCACAAUCUUGAAUUUGGUUUUUGUGAAGAUCAAUGCCCUUUUUUAUCCCUCAUCUCUGACGGUUUAUUUUGGUAAAAUUCUCUGGAUUUUUUUCAUUACAAGCUCA